Messenger RNA from Phalacrocorax carbo (great cormorant), 3412 nucleotides. The record is from RefSeq and is a predicted model, not a curated record. Lineage: Eukaryota; Metazoa; Chordata; Aves; Suliformes; Phalacrocoracidae.
GGCCACGUCAGGCGGUGGCCGCGCGCCUGCGCCGCGUGGUCACGUGACCGCGGCGGCGUGGUGGCAGCGGCGAGCGGAACCCAGCGGCGCCAUGGCGGUGCCGGGCGGAGGUGCGAAGGAGGACUCGUUCAACGUGCUGGAUCUGGCAGAGUACACGAAGAACCGGCCCUGGUGGCGCAAGGUCUUCGCCCCCAGCUCUGGGUCGAGUGCUGAGAAAUACAAUGUGGCCACGCAGCUGGUGAUUGGAGGGGUCACAGGAUGGUGUACCGGAUUCAUCUUCCAGAAAGUUGGAAAGCUGGCAGCAACAGCAGUGGGAGGUGGCUUUUUCCUGCUUCAGAUUGCAAAUCACACAGGAUACAUCAAAGUGGACUGGAAGCUAGUAGAACGGGAUGUGAACAAAGCCAAGCAGCAGCUGAAAUUUCACAGCAGUGGUAACAAAAUGUCUCCAGAAGUGAAAAGCAGAGUGGAUGAGGUGAUCAUAUUUCUGAAGAAGAAUGUUAUCCUGACUGGAGGGUUUGCUGGAGGAUUCCUGCUUGGAAUGUCAUCCUAGAAACUGAUCUCAACUCUCCCUUCAUGCCCGGCCUCCCUUGCCCUCCUCUACUGCUGUUCUCUCUCACUUAGAAGUCAAAGGAUGUUGCUGACAGGCUCAGUCCCUUCUGCUCCCAGGUUCCAGCUCUUGUUUUAUAAAACACUGCUUCUGAUUUCCAACUUCUUCCUCUGUCUGGGCUGUUAGGGUGCUGGGACUGGUCCAAAAGCUUACGGCUCCCUGUGUGUCAUUGUGAUUCCUUUCCCCACCAAUCAGGCCCAGUCCCAAAUUUUCUGAUCGGUUGUGGCCUCAUAAACAUGAAGUGGCAGAGAAAUCUCUUAAAUGUGCUUCCUCCCAGGUGCUCAGGGCUGUUACAUGUACAUUUGUCUGCCAGUAUAUGUGUACAACAGCUGUCAGCUCUUCACUGCUGUUUAGCUUGCACUUUUUCUGCCCUGGUACCUGGAAAACCUGUGCUUCCCUCUGCACAGAGAUGGUGUGUGCAAUCCAAAAUGAGCUUGGCUGUCCUGGGGUGGAUGAAGAAGUGUUGGGAGACAGCCUGGGCUGUGUCCAGGGCAGGUGAAUAAUGAGCAAGUUCAUGCUAUAUGUGGUGCUGGGGGUUCUCCUGGCCACCCCCUGCCAUUGCACUGCACAUAGAUGGCCAUUUGACUUCUCUGCUGUUAUUUAUAUCCCUACUGGAAUUGCAGCACUGGCACUGAUGGAAACUGAGCACCAUGAGUGAUUCUCCAGGCCCUUUCCUCAUCAUGUGUUCUGAAAGUCACCAAGCCUCCUUCACUGUAGGGUGUGUUUCUCGCUUGCUAGCUGACUGCUCAGCUUUUGAAAUGUGCUGAGGUGCUCUGUUGUGGUAGGCAGGCUUCCAGCAUGCUUGACCUGUCUGUGUCAGGCUAGCUGGCUCAGGUGGUGUAUGUUUCAGCUGUGCCACUUACUGUAAAUCACCUUGGGCCUCAGACUGGAGUUUCUAGGUCUACCAUGACCUUCUCUGGCCGCUUUGUUUUUGGUGAUGCUCUUAGAGCUAUAACCAUGUGGGACAGGGUUGUAGGCAUGAAAUACAUCCAUGUUUAGCAUACAUUAUAUUGGUCCAAGUUCCCUCUUGCCAGCUCUACUGGAAUGUUGGUGGGGGAGGGUGUGAAAUCUGGAGUGCGGUCCUUUACCUGCCUCUGCAGAGCACAAAUUCCAUCCCCCUGGUCUCUGCAAGCAACUGAAAUAACAAAACUGUUGGGGGAACCAGGUUGUACUCUUGUGGGAGUGGCUUAUUUCCAUACUUUCCUCCCUGGUUAUGUUCCUUCCUUCUUUACAUUUACCAUUUCCACAAAAAAGCUGCUUGCUUAAUUCCAUCAGCUGCAGCCCUUCUCCUCCAGGUGAUGAGGCAGCCCAGAUGCAGAGCUCAGGUGGUUUUGGACAGUCUGUCCCAGUGCAGCUGUGUGCAGAGGUGAUCUACAUUGGCUGAGCUGGUGUUACCACUCUCCAUGGCGUGGGGACUUGCCUGGUAGCAGGGUGAUGUCCUCCAGUAGUAGGCGUUCUUGCCGAGAAUGUUGGCUGUGUUGGGGUUUUUUUUGUGGGUUUUUUUUUGUUUGUUUGUUUGUGGUUUUUUUUUUUAUGUGAAAGCUCAUCCUUCAAUGGGAAACAUGCUAGGGAAUGAUGAUGCGCAUGGGUGAUAGGGAUGCAGCACCUGGCUCAGCAACUGCACCCUGUCUCCAGUGCUGUGUAGUGCCUUUUUGAUUAUCUGCUGCUGCUCUCAGAAUGGCUAGAAGUGGGCAUCUUCCCCUGAGAGCUGCUGGAAGAUUUGGAAUGAUGGGUUCUUCCACCAGAGAUUUUGGGAUGAGCACUUGCAGUUGUCAGUUUUGUUUCAGCUCUGUUGAUUGAAGUGUCAGUGUAGCAACAUAUUGAUUUAGCUGAGGUUUUCUUGCCUUCAGGAUCUGAAAAGAGGCUGCAGGUAAUCAGGAAACAGAAACAGGUAUCUUUGCUCCUGUCCUGCCAUACAUGGCCAAGGAGAACAAAAGAGCAGCUGGGCUCAUGUCCUUUUAACUAUGGUCUUCCUAAAAGCCACCCAGGAGUGAUGUGAUGCAGCAAAUAGGCCUUCAGUAAACUGGUGUUUGGGAGUGGAGUGACAGAUGAUGGUGGUGGUUUUGGGGUUCGUUUUUUUUUUUUUGGUAGGAACCCUGCAGGGCUGAACAUGCAUGAAUUUAUACAUUUGUAUUGCAGGGUGUCUCUUGUUCCUGUAGGAAAGCAGCAUUGCUGCCCUUUGCCUGGUGUGCUGCAAAACACAACUUCUUCUGAGAUGCACUAAUCUCCACAAAGCUUUCUCCAAUGACAAAGCUCAAAAUAAAUCAUAAACAGACCUUAGGGAUGUUUUUCAGGCAUGAAUAAGUCACUCCUCCUGCCCAGCCCCUGGGAAGGAUAUACUGGGUUCUGCUCCACAGGGCCCUGACUUGCUGCUAUGGAGAGAAGUGGCCCAGAGAUGGAGCUAAAAUGCCUCAGUUGCUGCUGGAAGGGGAAACAAAUGACAAAUUCAUGUUGAGUUUGAUAUGAAUGCAGGCGGGGAAUGGACAAGGACAUCAGGAUCCGGCAAAUCUUUCUGCUGUGCCAGUGUUGGGCUUGUGGCUGGCACCGUUUGAUGCUGUGGGCCCACACUGGAAGCUUUGAUGCUGAAUCAGCCUCUGUGGGGAUGCAUUUUCAUUGUUGCAGGUGCCAAGAUGAGGUGUUUCCUCCCCCUUCCCGUCACUGCUCCUUUUGGUCUUGUUUCAAUAACUUCUGGCAUCUGUUCCAGUAUAAGAAGGUUUAAAACACACUAGGCUUUUAAAAUGUUUUUAUAUAUUGUAUGUAAAUGCUUGCUGAAGUGAUAUUUUAUUAAACAGUUUUGCUCUAAAA